AUGCCGUGGUCUUUUGUCUUGCCUCAGGCGAUCUUUGCGUCGCCGCUUCUUGCGGUCGCAACACCCAUUGGUGUUGGAAUGACCUCUGCACUCCUCACCAGUCGCUCAAACACCAAAGACACCUACAAGCAACUCCGCCAACCGCCCUUUAGCCCGCCCGCUUGGUUGUUCGGACCUGCUUGGACCGUUCUGUACGGUCUGAUGGGCUAUGCGUCUCACCACUCUACCGCUGUUGCCUCGCAAUCUCUUCUUCCGGGCCUUCAUGAGGCCAACCAGACCGCGCAAGUUCUCUACACGUCUCAACUGGCGCUGAACUUCCUUUGGACUCCACUCUUCUUUGGCAUGGGACGGCCAGCAAGUGCUUUGGCGGAUAUGGCUUUGUUGAUUGGCAACGUGUCAAUUCUGAUGGCGAACUGGUGGGACAGCGACCGCACGGCUUUCUGGUUGAUGACGCCGUACUUGGGCUGGCUAAGCUUUGCGUUCUACCUCAACGCAGGAGUGGGAUAUCUGAACAAUUGGACUUUGUAUCCCAGCAAAUCGCAUGCGGAAUGA
This is a messenger RNA of Penicillium oxalicum, 552 nucleotides long. RefSeq names its product TspO/MBR family protein. Bases 1 to 552 code for a protein of 183 amino acids. Gene Ontology annotation, cellular component: mitochondrial outer membrane. The transcript has 2 exons. NCBI's taxonomy places the organism in Eukaryota, Fungi, Ascomycota, Eurotiomycetes, Eurotiales, Aspergillaceae. The record is from RefSeq and is a predicted model, not a curated record.